Messenger RNA from Dipodomys spectabilis (banner-tailed kangaroo rat), 1872 nucleotides. RefSeq names its product ALX homeobox 1 (gene Alx1). The transcript is spliced from 5 exons. Lineage: Eukaryota; Metazoa; Chordata; Mammalia; Rodentia; Heteromyidae. Bases 103 to 1083 code for a protein of 326 amino acids. Gene Ontology annotation, biological process: embryonic skeletal system morphogenesis; negative regulation of DNA-templated transcription; positive regulation of transcription by RNA polymerase II. Gene Ontology annotation, molecular function: DNA-binding transcription activator activity, RNA polymerase II-specific; RNA polymerase II transcription regulatory region sequence-specific DNA binding. The record is from RefSeq and is a predicted model, not a curated record.
UGAAUUGGAACUGUCCGUGCAACCUAGGCCUGGACGCACCCCCCGCCAGGCGCUACCCUCCACUCCUCGCCCGGACAACUCCCAGACGAGCCAUCCAGGAUUAUGGAGUUUCUGAGCGAGAAGUUUGCUCUUAAGAGUCCGCCAAGUAAAACCAGUGACUUUUACAUGGGCGCAGGAGGCGCGUUGGAGCACGUUAUGGAGACGCUGGACAAUGAGUCCUUUUACGGCAAAGCGUCGGCCGGCAAAUGCGUGCAGGCCUUCGGGCCCCUGCCGCGAGCGGAGCAUCACGUGCGGCUGGAGAGGACCUCGCCCUGUCAGGACAACAGUGUGAACUAUGGGAUCACCAAAGUAGAGGGACAGCCUCUUCACACGGAACUGAAUAGAGCCAUGGACAACUGCAACAGUCUCCGGAUGUCUCCCGUGAAAGGGAUGCCAGAGAAAGGAGAACUGGAUGAACUUGGGGAUAAAUGUGACAGCAAUGUAUCCAGCAGUAAGAAGAGAAGACACCGAACAACCUUCACCAGCCUGCAGCUGGAAGAGCUGGAGAAGGUCUUUCAGAAAACCCACUACCCGGAUGUGUAUGUCAGGGAACAACUGGCACUGCGCACGGAACUCACUGAGGCCAGGGUGCAGGUUUGGUUUCAAAAUCGAAGGGCCAAGUGGAGGAAAAGGGAACGUUACGGUCAAAUACAGCAAGCUAAAAGCCACUUUGCUGCCACCUAUGAUAUCUCAGUUUUACCAAGAACUGACAGCUACCCACAGAUUCAGAACAACUUGUGGGCAGGAAAUGCAAGUGGUGGUUCUGUGGUUACGUCAUGUAUGUUACCACGUGACACUUCCUCCUGCAUGACGCCUUACUCUCACUCUCCUCGGACAGAUUCCAGUUACACAGGGUUUUCAAACCACCAGAAUCAGUUCAGCCACAUGCCCCUCAACAAUUUCUUCACUGACUCUCUUCUUACUGGGGCUACCAAUGGACAUGCGUUUGAAACAAAGCCAGAGUUUGAAAGGAGGUCUUCUAGUAUCGCAGUUCUUCGAAUGAAAGCCAAAGAGCAUACUGCCAAUAUUUCAUGGGCCAUGUAACAUACAGUACUCUUUUAUUUUAUUUUUUUCCAUAGCAAAGUAAAUCGUUCUUAUUUCUCAUAUUUAAAGGAUACCACAAUAAGCUGCUGUGUGUGGAUUUGCUAAAGGUCAGGAUAUACAGUGAGACCCGCUUAUAUGAAUAGUUGUUAUUAUUUAACGUUAAAAUCUAAGAGUGAACCUCUAAAGAGACUAAAUAGGUUUACCAUGCACCGGGUUCCAGAAACUCUGUUUUAGUAGUAUGACUUUUUCCUCCCCUAUUGUACAAGUCAAAUGAAAUAUGGUCUUGCAACUUCUUAAAAGAAUAAAUGUAUUAAACAAAUUCCUCUGUUCUAGAUUGAUUUAUGUUAGUUCUGUAUAACAAGAAAUCCCUUGUAAAAUGAUACCUGAUAAAGGAGGAAAUACACUGGGGAAAAUGUCAAGAUACCAAAGCUGUCAGGUAAAUAUUGAGCUAGAGUGUUUUGUGGAGUUAACUGCCAUUUCUCCUUUUGGCUCCCAGAAGCAAUGAUCAUAUUCCCUGUUGCUGAGAAUUUAUCUUCAAGCCUCAAAACAAUGUUUUUUUUUUUUAAACUUUUAGAUGUUUUAGUGAAUUUCUACUCAGUGAAAGAAGAUCUUUUCUGAAAUGACCAGCAGCAUUUCAUGAAAUAUCUAGGCACAGUUUCCUGAAACCAUGUGGCUGAAGGCGAUAACUGAAAUAUUCCGGUGUGGUUGAAAAUGUAGUCAUGAGGACAGUUUUAAUAAAUGCUGUGUUUUAAUGAAAAAGCAAAGAUGGACCUCAAUGACUUAGUUAAC